Messenger RNA from Numida meleagris (helmeted guineafowl), 5418 nucleotides. RefSeq names its product cholinergic receptor nicotinic alpha 1 subunit (gene CHRNA1). The record is from RefSeq and is a predicted model, not a curated record. Gene Ontology annotation, biological process: signal transduction; nervous system process; chemical synaptic transmission. NCBI's taxonomy places the organism in Eukaryota, Metazoa, Chordata, Aves, Galliformes, Numididae. Gene Ontology annotation, molecular function: acetylcholine-gated monoatomic cation-selective channel activity; transmembrane signaling receptor activity. Gene Ontology annotation, cellular component: synapse; postsynaptic membrane; neuron projection.
AGAUGUUGUUUGGACUGGUUCAGCUGGAGCUCUUUAUUUUGAUUCCAGUUUCUCUUGUGCUGCUUUUGCUCCUGCAUUGCUUAUAGAACCACAGAAUCAUGAAGGUUGGAAAAGACCACUGAGAUCAUCUAGUCCAACUACCAACCCAACCCCACCAUGCCCACUAACCCACGUUCCCAGGUGCCACAUCACAGUGAAGUAGCCUGGUGCUUGGUUCCACCUGGACGGGCUGCUGGACCACGGAGCCGUGCUGGCUGCAGUGUAUUCCAGCACCUUGUGUUGUUAUUUUAAUACUUCAGUUGUGGCUUUGAAGGUGUUUCUUCAGUUGAGGACUUGGUGUUGGUUUUUCUGCUUCCUUGGUUAUAAACACGAACCUAUAAGCUCGCUGCUGGCCAACACAGCGGACAAAGGUGGCAGAGAGCCUCCAGCCUGCAAGGGGGCAAAGUCAACCUGGAGCAUGGCAGGUGAGAGGUGCACAACAGGGACCACAGAAGUCAGUAUUUUCCAUUAAUUACCAACAAGACACGGUGCAUGCACUGGCAGAGCUCCCAAAGCGAGCGAUAGAAGUGAACGUUCUGGCAUGCAGUCAGCAGCUGCUGGGGCACACUGACAGGGCAAUGGGGCUGUGGGACCAACCUGAGCUCACUGGGGGCUCUGGGCAGUGAGCAGUGCUUCCCGAGGUGAGAUGGAUGCUUUGCAGAGCCCUGCUGCAUGUGCUCUGCCAAUCUGUGUAGUUUCAGAGCUAGAAGAAAAAUAAACUCACCCCUGUGUGUUUGCUCAGUUAAUGCUGGCUGUGAAAGACUUGCUGCCACGAUCCUAGGUGCUGUGGGGCUCCCAUGGGGCCGUAGAGGCGUUUACAAGUGGCAGAUUUUAUCCCAGCUGCAUGGAGAGUGACUGUGGGGUGUGACAGAGGUGACAGUGUGCAAGGGUUGUGCCAGUGGUCUCCUCAUGCACCAGCACUCCGGAGAACUCGUGUCCUAACAGAGCUGAGGGGAUGUGACUAUUCCUGCUGGACUGGGUAAGAGAAGGUAACCAGUGAAACAUGCUGCCCACACCAUCAGCUUGCCUUUCUCCCAGCAGUGUGGUGUGGCUUCCCCAGAAUUUCUGUAGGAAAGCUCUGAAGUCCAGCACAUGGCCAAAACGCAUCACCGUGCACAGGAGCUGGGCAAGCAGCUUGCUUUGCGUAAAGCUGGAAGCAAUAGUCUGCACUGCAGGUACUCCAGCAGAGAGCCAAACCUUUUUUAAAAUAGUGUAUUUAAAGCUGUAAGCGUGAGCACCUGGAGAUGUCCCUCAGGGUAAGUGUAGUCCCACUUGGGAAAACUGCUGUAUGAAGUGGGAUGUGGGUAAGGUGAUUGCAGAAGUUGGGAAGCACCACCCUCUACUUUUUAUACUUGCAGUAACUCAGCUUUGUACUUACAAAAGCAAAUUUGCAUCAGAUAUGUAUCCAAGGUACAAUAGGAUGAUGCCAAGCCAUCUCCAGAGGUGGGUGCUCAUAGGAGCACACUUGUACGCCCAGAGCUUGCUUAGACCCUGCUUUGGGUGUGGGCCUGGUCAGCGUGCAGUGGACUCCUGUCCUGCAGCCCUCGACACCCACCUGCUGUGCUACAGUGGCCCCAUGGCGAGUGGCCGGCUGUGGGAGGGCUGGCAUGGUACAUGAGCUGCUCUGGUGUGGGAACUGGCACAGAUGCCCACUGCCAGCUGCCUUCUGUCCAGGGCAGUCAUAACUCACUGUGACCAGAAAUGCCACUCUCCUGGCACUAAAAUAUGUUAAAAAGUGCACCAGCAACACUGUGAGCGGCCUGGGAAUGGGGAAAGCGGCCGCUGGUGCUGAUGGCGUUAUUCGAGGUGAUCAUUAUUCUUUGGAUUAACCUCAGUCCUGCAUCCCCCGUGCAGCCUGCAGGGCUGUGGCAGGGUGCCCAUGGGCUGGUGCAUUGCUGGCGGUGCUGCCGUGCCUGCAGCAGCUGCAGGCCGCCCUCCACUAUGGGAUCGGGGACAAUGGGAGCUGCCGGCGCAACGCAAGGCCGCAGCCACGGGGAGGUUUUACGUGAGGGUAAAUGUAAAUGCAGAGGCUGGGUGUUGGGGUAGUGGCAGAGUGUACGAGGAGGAGAGUUUUAAGAACAAAAUACACAUAAAAAAUAAAAUUAAGGCAUCCAUCAUGGAGCAGCUGGCAGGCAGCAUAGAGGACAGCCCUGAGAAAUACAAAUACAGCUGGUGUCACCCAGAGGCGAAGCUGAGGAAGCUCUCCGUGGGAAUGCUUUGUGGAAAGGAACGCUCAGGGCGCACUGUGCGGCAGGUACAGCUGGGCAGCCAGGCUGCAGCCCCUCUCCAGAGCAGGUGUGAGGGAAGUGCACAGGAUGGGGUGUGCAGUGCUCCGCAGGACGCAAUCCCAGCCCCCGCAGCUCAUGGCUGUGGGGCUUCUGCGGCAGAGCUCAGUGCUGUACGUAACAGAAUGACACUCAUUCACCCAACUGUUUUCUGCCCUUCUCCAGAAUAUUGUACAGACCCCACCAAAGCCCUUUCUCUCUCUGGCUUCUCCUCCAUGUUGAAAGGCCAUACUCGCACCUGACAUGGAAAUGUCUUUGUUCUUUUCUCCUGUGUCUUUUCCAUACUGCCCUUUGACCAAAACUAUGAGCAGCACUCAGGACAUCAUGGAUUUGUAGCACCUGCUCUGCUGUGGAAGCGAGUCUAAUUUCCCUACCCUUUGCCUUUGCACAGCUCAGUAAGUCCAGAGGCAUCUAUGGGAAGGUUCUCCCUGCCAUCACGGUUAUUUAGGUUAGCUCAAAGCUUUCAAGGCAGGGACGCUACCCCAUGCCUCCUGAAUGUCCCAGGAGAUUCAAGGUGAUGGAUCUCUCUUGAAUGUAUUUAUUCACUGCUCCGAAGUUCCACCCAUGGAGCAGAGGGAACAGAGCCUGCGCAUAGCCAGUAUGUGGUCAGGGUGCAGUGGGAACAGCGGCUGAUCUGUUUGCCCUGGGAAAAGGGAGAUCCCAAACUGGGCAAGCUGCUCUGGUCACAGGGUGAUGCGUGGCCUUGUUCCCAGCUUAGGAUGUCUGUUGUGUGGGUUUUUUUUAACCACAGCUCACAAUGCCGCUCAGGAAAAAAUGGCCUUUGGUGAACGUUAGGAGCCAUCUGAGUGGUGAAACACAUUGUGCUCCCAUUCCACAGCCCAUGCGGCGGCCCUCAGCUGUCAUGCCUGGAACAGGUGGUGUAAGGCAAUCCCUGGGCAGCCAUGCCCCCUAGCCCCCCCGGGCAGACCUUAAAGGCACUGCGUGUCCCCGGCUCCAUGGCACUGAGAGGAGCAGGCUCAGGUGAUGGAGCUCUGCUGUGUGCUGCUCCUGAUCUUCUCUGCAGGUAAAUGGCGUGUUUUGGCAACCACCUUGGGCACGCCGGUUCCUCCCUGCGGGUGUGGGACUAUGGCUUUGCAUGUGCGUUGGUGUGGAUGUGUGACCUGGGAGCAGCCUGUCCCAAGGGAGGUUGUACGGGCACAACGUGUUGUUUAAUGAGAGCUUUGGCAUGUGCUGAUAGCAGCUGAAACAUUCCCAAUUUCAGCCGCCAGAUACUUUGCAGUGAGGAGUUUGUGUUUAGUUGUUUUCAUCUUUGUCAUCUUCCUGCCAUGCUCCCAUUUACACUUGUGCAAAAUUUAUUUCAAAACAUGUGAGAUGCUCUAGCAAACGUGACUUGACAUGUAAAAGUUUAUCAGCUGUGGGACUGCUGACAAGAAGGCGGGAUUGUUUUGCAACUGCUUUAUAAUUUUUUUAAUAACAGCUUUGUGAUGCUAAACCUUUUUCACUAAAUCCCAGAAGUGAGCUGAACUCCUGCCAAGCUCCCAGAAGGCAGCAGUGUGAAGGGCUUUAGUUGGACUAAUGAAGUGCAGCACAACCCCUGACCCGGCCACGAUGCUGUGCUCACAGAGUGGAGAGGGAGGCAUGAAUUACAAGGGGGCUGCACAGAGAGCGUGGUCUCGCCGGCUGCAGAGCUGGCCGAGGGCAGCACUUCUCUGGGCCAGCCCCAUGGUGCAUCCCAACCCUCCCACUGAUGCCACAUCAUCAUCCGCAGCCAGCCCAGCCCUGUGCUAUGAGCACGAGACGCGCCUUGUCGACGACCUGUUCCGGGACUACAACAAGGUGGUGCGCCCCGUCGAGAAUCAUCGCGAUGCCGUCGUCGUCACCGUCGGGCUGCAGCUCAUUCAGCUCAUCAAUGUGGAUGAAGUAAAUCAGAUUGUAACAACCAACGUACGCCUGAAGCAGCAAUGGACAGACAUCAACCUGAAGUGGAACCCAGAUGACUAUGGCGGCGUGAAACAAAUCCGAAUCCCAUCAGAUGACAUCUGGCGCCCGGAUCUUGUCCUUUACAACAACGCGGACGGCGAUUUUGCCAUUGUUAAAUACACCAAGGUCCUUCUGGAACACACAGGAAAGAUCACCUGGACGCCUCCUGCUAUCUUUAAAAGUUACUGUGAAAUUAUAGUCACGUACUUCCCAUUCGACCAGCAGAACUGUAGCAUGAAGCUGGGAACGUGGACGUAUGACGGUACAAUGGUGGUUAUCAACCCGGAGAGCGACCGUCCCGACCUAAGUAACUUCAUGGAGAGCGGCGAGUGGGUGAUGAAGGACUACCGCGGCUGGAAGCACUGGGUUUACUAUGCCUGCUGCCCGGACACUCCCUACCUGGACAUCACAUACCACUUCCUGAUGCAGCGCCUGCCACUCUACUUCAUCGUCAAUGUCAUCAUCCCCUGCCUGCUCUUCUCCUUUUUGACCGGGUUUGUUUUUUAUCUACCCACAGAUUCAGGUGAGAAAAUGACUCUCAGCAUCUCUGUCUUGCUGUCACUGACUGUGUUCCUGCUGGUCAUCGUGGAGCUGAUUCCCUCCACCUCCAGCGCAGUGCCUCUGAUAGGCAAAUACAUGUUGUUUACCAUGGUGUUUGUCAUCGCUUCCAUCAUCAUCACGGUCAUCGUUAUCAACACCCACCACCGCUCCCCCAGCACUCACACCAUGCCGCACUGGGUCAGGAAGAUCUUUAUUGACACAAUCCCAAACAUCAUGUUUUUCUCUACAAUGAAACGACCAUCCAGGGAUAAACCAGACAAGAAAAUUUUUGCAGAAGAUAUUGAUAUUUCUGAAAUUUCCGGGAAGCAAGGCCCCGUGCCUGUCAACUUCUAUUCCCCUCUUACCAAAAAUCCAGAUGUGAAAAAUGCUAUAGAGGGAAUCAAAUACAUUGCGGAAACGAUGAAGUCAGACCAAGAAUCCAGUAAUGCAGCCGAUGAGUGGAAGUUCGUUGCGAUGGUGCUCGAUCAUCUUCUCCUUGUAAUAUUUAUGCUAGUCUGCAUUAUUGGAACAUUAGCUGUAUUUGCUGGUCGCCUUAUUGAAUUAAAUCAGCAAGGAUGAACAUCAAAUGGAAACUAUUUGCUGCCCCGGUCAG